This is a messenger RNA of Saitoella complicata NRRL Y-17804, 1407 nucleotides long. Its product is annotated as 4'-phosphopantetheinyl transferase. Gene Ontology annotation, cellular component: cytosol. NCBI's taxonomy places the organism in Eukaryota, Fungi, Ascomycota, Saitoellomycetes, Saitoellales, Saitoellaceae. The transcript has 2 exons. Bases 1 to 1407 code for a protein of 468 amino acids. The record is from RefSeq and is a predicted model, not a curated record. Gene Ontology annotation, molecular function: holo-[acyl-carrier-protein] synthase activity; magnesium ion binding.
AUGGCGAGCCUCACAUUCGACGACAUCCUCACCACCCUCCUCGGCCGCUCACCACCUCCACCCUUAUGUCAUCCACCCCACCCCUACUCCCUCUCCCUCCGCGCCUCUAUCUCCGCCCUCCAGCUUGACCCCCGUGUCGAAAUCGGCAUUCACCUCCUCAACGACGACCUCUACUCCGCGCACUUCCUCUGCCGGCACAUGCAAGGUGAACUCACCGGCGACUGGUGGCAUGGAAUCCUCCACCGCAUCGAAGGAGAUUACGAAAAUGCGAGAUGUUGGUACGAUGAUAUCAAGCAUCCCAUGUUGAGGGAGGUGCUUGAGGAUCCCAAGGGAUUUGUGGAUGGUAUUGAGAAUGUGAAGAAACAUCCGAAUUCGCCGAUGCCGACCGGGGAGGCGUUGGAGAAGUAUGAGGGGUUGAGAAAGAAGAGUUUGGAAGAGAUUAAGAGCGUACUAAGGUGGGCUGUUGAACAUUAUGGGAAGGAAGGCGGCGUGCAGGACGUGCGUGGUGUCUUGGAGGCACCGGGUGCUGUCGGCAGCGGAGACGGAUGCGUACGGGUCUGGAUUGACGUCCGUCCCAUUUGGAACGACUCUGAAUCGUUCAACAAAGCUCUCUUCCUGGUCCCAAAGACGCUACACGAAGACAUCCAGUCAUACCACUUCCCACAGGAUCAGAAGCAUGCACUUGCCUCUGCUCUCCUUCAGCACUACUUCCUCGCGGCGCAGUAUCACAUCCCUAUCUCACAAGUCAAGAUCAGUCGUGAUGAAGGUCGUCGUCCAUCCAUUGAUUUGAACGCAAGUGGGCUUGAUGCAAAGGAAAUGAAGGCAGUGGACUACAAUAUCUCACACCAAGAAGGCUAUGUCGCUCUAGUCGGUGACACUAAGGGUGGGAGACGGGUUGGUGUUGAUAUUGUUGUCUCGCAGUUUCCACCAGGAUUCAAGGAGAUGCCCAAAGACGACUCGUGGCUGGAUGACUUCCAGGAGGUGUUCUCGCAAGACGAGUUUAACAAUAUCAAAUCAGUUAAGGAUGCAAAGGAGAGGCUGAAAGUCUUUUACUGGCACUGGGCCUUGAAAGAGUCAUAUGUGAAGGCGACUGGAACCGGCCUAGUCACCAACCUCCCUGCCAUCAGUUUUGUAAAUGUUAGAGCAGGUAUUGGCGCGAAAGUUCAAGUCCAUGGUCAAGUUGAGCCGCGGUCUUUUGAACUUGUGGAGAUUGACCAGGACGUGUGGAUCGCAACUUGUACUCCACGCGCAGACACAUCCUGGACAAAUACUGCUGGGACGAAGGGCAAGUGGAGGAAAGCCAGCUGGGAAGAUGUGGUUCGUGGUGGAGCAUAUAGUGCGAGGGAAGAUCUGAAAGAGCAGAGCAAAGGCAUGACUCUCGGUGGUGAGGGGUGGAGGAAAUUCUGA